AUGGUGGAAAAGAAAGAUGGCCGUGAAAUUCUGACAAUAUUAAUAUUAUGUAUUCUGUGGUACAUUGUGUCGAGCAGCAAUAAUGUAGUGGGUAAAUUGUUGCUCUCAGAGUUUCCAUAUCCAAUGACAGUUACAAUGGUGCAGUUAACCUCAAUCACAGCACUGAGUGGACCAUUUUUCAACAUGUGGGGAGUGAGAAAAAGUAAAUCGGACAUUUCGUGGGGUUAUUAUUUGCGGCUCAUUGUACCGCUUGCACUGGGGAAGUUUCUGGCCAAUGUCUUCAGCCACGUCAGCAUCUGGAAGGUGCCUGUGUCGUAUGCACAUACUGUGAAGGCUACGAUGCCCCUUUUCACAGUAUUCCUGUCGAGGAUAAUUUUACGUGAAAAGCAAACCUGCAGGGUAUACCUCAGCCUCGUGCCAAUUGUUGGUGGUGUUGCCAUUGCGACAUUAACUGAGCUCAGUUUUAACGUCAUUGGACUUGUCAGUGCUCUAGCAUCCACGAUGGCAUUUUCGCUGCAGAAUAUCUACUCUAAAAAGGUUCUAUGUGACACCGGAAUCCAUCACCUCCGCCUCCUCUUCAUCCUGGGUCGCCUAGCCCUCUUCCUCUUCCUCCCUGUGUGGCUCGCCUACGACCUCAGGACCUUGAUAAAUGAAUCAGUGACGCACUCCAUCAGCACCAAGGUAAUCGGUCUUCUAAUUCUCGAUGGAGUUCUCAACUGGCUCCAAAACAUCAUAGCCUUCUCAGUAAUGUCAAUAGUGACACCACUGACUUAUGCAGUUGCCAAUGCUAGUAAAAGAAUAUUCGUCAUAGCUGUGACAUUGUUUAUACUGGGCAAUCCAGUCACUGGUCUCAAUAUAUUUGGCAUGACACUCGCAAUUAUCGGAGUAUUUUGUUACAACAAAGCUAAGUACGAUCAGAGACAGGCAGCUACGAAGGAAUCACUGUUGCCUAGUUACACAAAUGUUCUUGAUAUCAAGAAAAACGGAAGUGCUUUUCAUGUUAAUGGAUGGACACCACAGACGCAUCGAUUAUUCGCCGUCUAGUCUUCAAUUUAGAUAGAUAAAUAUUUCAAUUAUUAAUGAAUUCACGAGUGAUUUUUUCGGGGUGUAAAACAAUUUUGAAGACAGGUUCUAGAGGAUUUUUAAAUAAUUUUUUUUCAACAGAGGUUGAAUAAUAUCUAUGAUAAUGGAACAAACAAGAAUUUAACUACGAAAAAAAUCUAUUCUAUAAAAAAAUGGUCUAGCAAAUUUGAGAGCAUCUUCAUAAGAAUUUUCAGCAAAAGGAAAUAACUUCAUAAAUGCUUGGAAUACUUUUCUAUAGACAAUGCUCACAAAAAUUCAGUUCUCUACACAUUUUCCAUAAAAUCCUUUUAAAUUAUUCCAGAGAAAAACCUACAAAUUUUGUUAGGAAUCAUGUCCAUGGGAUCUCUGCAUACAUGUUGACAGUGAACGUCACUCCAGACAAAUUAAUUUAAUAGUUUCAAUGGAUUGUUGAGGAAUUCAGUUGUGAAAUUAUUUUGUUCUGGAGAAAGAUUAUGCGUUCAGCCUUGUAGAUUUAUUUAUUUAUCGUUCGUUAUCUCAUGAUUCUUGCACAAGUUUGGGGAGACCUUUGGAAAUUCCAAAGGUUUCGAUAGCGACAUUUUUUUUACAAAUGGUUGAUCAGUGAUGACGGAUUGAUUCGUACUCGUUCGUCUCCGCCGGUAGGGAAGUCGUUCAUUUUCGGUAGAUAGAUAUUGACGAAAUGAUGAGCUAAUUGCGGGCCCAAUUAGCUGGUGGGGGCUUCGACACUGGCCAGAGUGAGAUUAAUCCAUUUUUCAAGGGUUUUCGAGGGAAUGUCCCGGUUUCUGAACUCGACGUGCAAUAAUACUGAUAAAUUACAAUGAAAUGGUAAAAUAAUUCGUUCAUUUUAAUAAACAAAAACUCAUCUUUAUUGAAUAUCUCUGAGACCAUUGGAAACAGCAAACGUUUUUAGGAUUUUCUAUACCAUCAACUCAUCUAUUUCCCAAAGAUUCGAAGAUAUUCACUAAAUUUGCGAUUGAUUUGAAAAAGUAAGGUCAACGCAACAGGUUGAGUUGUUUUUACUCUUAAAAAGUUUCUAUUACAAGUGCAGUAAUUCCGAACAAAUUCAGAACAAUAGAUUAUUUGAAUUAACUAAACUUCGUUUUAACUGCAUAUAUAUUUUAUUCAAAGAGUUUGCAAUGGGGCUGUUAUUGAAAUUUCUGUUUUCCUGAGUUCCGGUUUUUUAACUGAAUAUUGAGAAGAUCUUUUUUCAUCCCAUGUGAAUUAAAAUUUUUCAAACCUAUUUUAACAUUUCUCUAUAAAAAAUAAUAGCAUGAUUGAACUUCGGAGCCAGAUAGGUAACAAAUGUGUUCAGGCAUUGAGACAUUCACCUCGAUAGUUACUUGUGUACCUUACAGGUUGAAAGAGAAAAUUAUAACAAAUGAAAGAUAAACAAAUUUCCUAAUACAAAUGGUACUUCCUUGAGUGCUCGUAAGGGUAUAGAUUUCAUAAUUGAAUGGACUGGGGAUUUAUUAGUUCAAUUCUACAUUAACGAAAGCUGUUGUUCGUCUAGCUAAUUAUUUUGAAUGCCCUGUAAGUUCCUAAAAAUAAUAGCGAGAGGUCAUUUGUCGAAUUUAUUCUUCAUUGUGUUGCAAAUGUCUCGGAGGUUGAAUUAAAAUCCCAAGAGAUUUCUCUCGUAAAGCUCUUCUUUUCCAAGACAUUUCGCAAAAUAAUCUGUAAUUCUCCGAUUGUUUUAUAUGCAAUAAUAUUUAUCCAAAAUAAGUUUUCCGCCUGUCACGUGAGAAAAUAAACCCACAUGUCUGUCGAUUUAUUAUUCAAAACGGUGGGAACAAAGAGAAAUAUCUCAAUUCAUUCAAUCAUGAAAAUCGAAUUUUAGACGUUUUUAUUCGUUCCAAAUUUAUUGAGAAAAAAAAAUUGUAAAUAAUUUUGGUGCGAAUGAACAAGUGUGUGGGCGAGUGAUUUAGGUAUAAAAAGAGAAAUGUAAGAAAUUAGCUAAUAGUAACAUUUAUUUUUGUAUAAAUAAAAAGGGGCAUGCGUACAAAAAUAAUGAAGAAGAGAUGACCAGGGCAUCUGGAUGAUUAAUGCCCGAAUAAAGUAUUAUUCAACAGAAAUCAA
Molecule: messenger RNA, 3135 nt
Organism: Diachasmimorpha longicaudata
Lineage: Eukaryota; Metazoa; Arthropoda; Insecta; Hymenoptera; Braconidae
Product: solute carrier family 35 member E1 homolog
Exons: 3
Coding region: 1-1044 (347 amino acids)
Cellular component (GO): Golgi apparatus
Molecular function (GO): antiporter activity
Source: RefSeq, a predicted model, not a curated record